Hydractinia symbiolongicarpus is the source of this 5018-nucleotide messenger RNA. Its product is annotated as kinesin heavy chain-like. Gene Ontology annotation, biological process: mitotic spindle organization; microtubule-based movement. The transcript is spliced from 18 exons. NCBI's taxonomy places the organism in Eukaryota, Metazoa, Cnidaria, Hydrozoa, Anthoathecata, Hydractiniidae. Gene Ontology annotation, molecular function: microtubule binding; ATP binding; microtubule motor activity. Bases 149 to 4273 code for a protein of 1374 amino acids. The record is from RefSeq and is a predicted model, not a curated record.
CAAUAUGUUUCAAUGAAGUUCUUAUUGUUACAAGCUUAUCAACGAAAACACAUUGAGGAUUUUUAUCAUAUGUUGUUAUUUCGGUUUUUUGGGCAUGGAGUUUUGGUAGAGAUAUUUUUCGUAGUGUAGAUUUUGUCUCAAGAAAAUAAUGGAACACGAAGAGAAGAAAAAGCCGAUCAAAGUUUACGCUCGUGUCAGACCUCUGAAUGAAGAAGAGGUAGAUAGAAACGAGAAAACAUCUGUCGAAACGUUUUUGGAGGACGAGAAAAAAAUAAAAAUACGAGAUGAAAAACAUUCUCAGGAGACGACUUAUUAUUUUGACGGUGUGUUUAGUGGUGAAGACUCCAAUGAAAAGGUUUUCUUUCAUACGACGAAACAUUUAGUGACAAAAUUUUUAAAUGGUAUGAAUUGUGCUGUUCUCACGUAUGGUCAAACUGGUUCAGGUAAGACAUUCACACUGAUGGCUGAUGGGUGUAUUACUGACUACGCUAUAACCGAGUUAUUUGAAAAAAUUAAUGCUGAUAAGAUUCAUAAAUAUAAGAUUACUUGCUCGUUCGUGCAAGUAUAUCUAGAGAAGGUAUACGAUUUACUUGGAGCAGAUAACAAGGAAGAACUUCCUGUACGAGAACAUCCCAAGAGAGGUAUUUAUGUUUCCAACCUGAGUCACCAUCAAGCGAAUAGCGCCGAAGAGGUAUUUACAUUGUUAGAGAAAGGAAAGGAAGAACUGGUUACUGCAGAAACUAAAAUGGUUCGACAAUCGAGCAGAUCGCAUUCAAUAUUUCAAUUGAGCAUCGAGAGACGAUUAGACGUGACGAAAAAGAAGCUAAUCCUCGCCAACACAGAACAUGGGGCACCAACUGAACUUCCUCACUUGUGCGUUCCGGAUGAUGUAAUGGUGUUAGAAGAAGACAUGGUACUACGAGGAAAAAUGGAUAUUUGUGAUUUGGCAGGAAGUGAGAGGCUUGGCAAAACAAUGGUUGAAGGGAUUAAUCGCAGUGAAGCUAGAUAUAUCAACUCGUCUUUGCUGGAGCUAGGAAAUGUCAUAUAUGCGUUAUCAGAAGGCAGAAGAAGACAUAUUCCAUUUCGUAAUUCAACGCUUACAAGAUUGCUACAAGAGUGUCUUGGAUCACGGUGCAUAACAAGUUUCAUCGUUUGUGUGGCACCUUCUGCCAGUGAAGCAUAUGAGACAAGAUGUAGUUUAAACUUCGGAACGAGAGCAAGAACGAUUACGAACAAAGAAAGAAUGAGCGUCAAUGUAGAAGUCGAUUACCAGUUACUAGCGAAGAAACUACGACGUAAAAUUGAACUCCUAGAAAAUGAAUUAAAUGAAUCACGACCUAUCAGGGAUUUCAUUUCCAGCUCUCUGCAAAACCUCAACAACACUGUGGAGACCCAGACGGAGCUAAUCAACAUGGAAGAACAGCUAUGCAGGGUCCAUCAACCAGGACCUUCUCUUGACACGUUGAAACACUGUUUAGGAAUAUCCGAAAUGCUUGAAGUAUUACUGGAAAACAACGAGAAUUUGUGCCAACAACAUAAAAAUUCCGAUACGCUGCGUUCGUCAGCCAUGAUGGAAAUGUUUACCAUGGCAACUAAAAGAAUAUCCAGUAUCCAUAACAACCUUGCGUGGGAGGAAUUUAAGGGGAAUGUGGAGAAACACGACGUAAACAACUUUAUUGAUAGCUGUCUGCAAAAGAUGGAGAAUGUUCGAAAUGAAAUGCUAGUCAUAAGUGAUGGGCAUGAUAAAAAUGAUUUAUUCGUGGAAGCUGCUUACACAAUUUCAGAAGCUUGCUCUGAUAUCGAAAACAUGCUGGGCAAUAUCUUGAAAUCAAAUACAAGUAUUCUCGAAUUGUUAGGUAGACGGUCUGGAGAUACAGAUUUUAACUCUUUGUAUGAAGUGAUGCAUCAUCUAAUGGACUUGUUCAGUGAACAUAACACAAUCUCUGACAAACAAAAUUGCAUGAAUUACAUCUACUAUCUUAUGAACCUGCUGCAAGUUUUACAAAUAACUCGUCUCCUGCUUGAAUCAUCCAGAAUCACUCCAAACGAAUGCAUCUCUGCUGCUUCAUCAAAACCCUUCAUUUGGUCAACAUCAGUAGAGGAAGGGACUUCGUCCGAUAUUGAAGGCAACUCUCAUGACGAUUCCUAUUUUGGCGAUAUUUCUUCUAUUACAAAAAUUGAUCAUGAUAGGCCAGAGAUUGAGCAAAUUACCAAUGAUCUCAAUAGUGAACGCAUUAAUCCACCCUUACAAGUCAAACUGAAUCGAAGCCAAUCAUUUAAAGUGAAAAGCGACAUGAUUUGGAACAGAAAUAUUGAAGACACCAGCACCAUAACAUUGCCAUCAGAGGACGGCUCAAUAGAUCCAUCUUUGGCAAAGUUGCCAAAGCGUAAGAGUAAAGUCCAUUCCAUGGAUUAUCCACGAACGCAAACAAAACGAUAUGUUUUUAUAGAUGAUGGCAGCACCAAGAGUUUAACUUCAGAUCAGAACGAAGUGGAAACAUAUCAAGUGAAGGCUGAAUUGAUAGAUUUGGAAAAGAGAUAUGACGAGCUAUCCAAGAAGUUUAAAACAACGGUUGGAGAAAAGGAUGUCUUGAAGGAUAAACUGAAGAAGUUACAACAGGACAAGAUGAUUUUGAUGACAGAAAGAGAUUACGCACAGCAACAAUUCGAAACAUUACUCAACAAACAAAUGGAUGUUAAUAAAUUAAAUGAAGAAAAUGAAAUCAAAAGGAUCAGCUCCAGAACAAGUAUCAUGCAGGAAGAAAACAACGAGGAAACAAUUGCAAUGUUAGAGAACAUGUUGAAAGAAAAAGAAGAAGACAUGAAAAGGUUGGAAACGGAGAAUAAAAACCUCCUGAAAAAUAUGGAUGAUCGAAAACAUUUGAGAUUCCUGCAAUCUUUUGUCGAAGAAAAGGAUGAAGAUAAUAACCAGAAUGAACAUGAUGCGAGGUACAACAAAGAACUGGUGGUGUUUGCAAACGACAUUCUUACAUUGUCAAAUGCAGUUGAUGUUGUCAACUAUCAGGAGUCGGUCAGAAGAAGCAUCAGCAACAUAGACGACAUCAACCAGCUAGAAUCUGAAUUAUUCUACAUGAUUGAGAACAAUGUGAAAUAUGAAGCUGCUUUGACGGACAUCCAAUUUAGAGUGAAUCGCAUGUUGACUGGUGAACCUAUUGCUUCAAAUGAAGAUGAUAACCUAAAAGUAUCGAAGAAGACAGUGGCUCCAAAGGUUGUCACAACACGAUCACCCAUGCAUGUCACAAAAAAGAUGACAGAUAUGAAGAGAAACCAACGUAAACGCAUUGAGCAGGUGCGUAAAAUGUACAGUGAGCAGCCUGUCACUGCGGCUAAGGAAAUCAAAGCCUGUCGCGCUAGCCGAGUAAAGGAGUUACUGCAGGAGAAACUUCGGAUGAAUGAUCAUAUUGACAAGCUGGAAAGAGAUUUGACGACAAAAGAUAUGGAGUUAAGGGAAUCCAAAAAGAAAAUAGAACUGUUGGUGAUGGAGCUAGGGCAUUUGGAUAUCGAACUUAACAGACAAAGUUCAACGUUGACCCUGUCACGGCAAGCCACAACAUUGUCAGUAUCAUCAAUCAAAGGUGACAAAUCGCAAAAGUGUGUUGAUGUUUGUUUGCCCAUUUGUGAGAACGAAGACGUUCAGAUUAUUGAGAUACCAGAAAUUCAAUACAGCGACAUGAUGAAUAUUGUCAAUACUUGCCUAACGCCUGUCGACGGAAGUAAAACGUUACAGGCGGUUAAAGAAGAGGAAAUGGUACCAGUGGAGGAAUUGCAGUCAAUGAAGUUGGAAGCGGAAACAUACAGGCGAAGGUAUAAAGACAUUGAAAGUUUGUACACGAAUUUAAAAGAAAAUGGCGAACAAAACAAUUUGUUGAAAGAAAAUAUUUCUUUGCAACGCAAAGCUACGUAUCUCGAAGAUUCCAACAGAGCAUUGAACAGCGAAAUAAAAACAAUAAAAUCAACGAACCAUGACCGGAAAUUAAAAGUGCAAGAAUUACGAGAAAGAAAUAACAGUUUAAUACAGGAAUUGGAGCAUUACAAACGACAGAGCGUCCAAACACAAGCCAAGAGUGAUGCUGCUAAGUUAAAACUUGAAAAGAAACUUUCCAAAGCUAAAGAAAGGUAUUCAACUCUUGAAAAUUAUGCUCAAAAAAUGGAAGACGAAAUACAAGUGUUAAGAAAACACGCCGCUAAUAAGAGUUUUAAUGACAGCGGGUUAGCUCAAUCCGAAGAUUCGGAAUAUCUUAUUGGUAUAUGAGCUGAACUUGGCUAAAGGCGAUAGUCCACUUUGAUCGGAAAGCACGAUGUACUUAGCGCUGCGCGUUCGUCCGUCCAAGCGGCACAAUGUCAUUGGGAACAGAAAUGCGCGCGCAAAUUAAAAAGGGCGGCGAUUGAAGCAAAUUCAUUGGUCAAAAUUAAGAAAUUAUGUCAUUAUUCAUCCGCUCUUGAAAUAUUCAAAAUGAUCUUUAGUUUCAAUACGCUCAGCGUGUGCAAAAGCGCUCCUAAAUAUUGAGCCCUUUAAUGCGCACGCCUGGAACCGAUGUGCUAAAAGAUCGAAGUGAACUUUCGCCUUAAAAGUCGUGUCGUGAAAAGUGUACAUUUUCCUGUAUAUACAUAAAUUUACAUAUUUAAUAUAAAAUAUUUAAAAUGAAGAGAUAUAUAUUAAGUUUUUAACAGCAACCUAUAGAUAAAACUGGAUACGUUUGUAUAUGAAAAUACCUUGCUAACAUUAAGAGUUUUAAGUUUAUUUUUUAUUGGAGUUUUGAUCUACGUUUCAAAUAAAUAAAAAAUAGUUCUGAGAAGUUGCUGUAUCUUUCCUAAAAAAAGUCUUUGGCUGAAAUGUUGCGAGAGCCUAAAACUGUGCAGGGAUGGACACUAAAGUCGUAUAAUAUUUUGAUAUAUGAAUUUAUUAAUAUUUAUAAGCCAUUUUUUAAUUUUUUUUAGGAAAAUAUUUUGUAUUCAACCUUAUGUCUUCUUUUUCGGAAGAAAGUAUUUGCUUUGUU